Molecule: messenger RNA, 2320 nt
Organism: Sycon ciliatum
Lineage: Eukaryota; Metazoa; Porifera; Calcarea; Leucosolenida; Sycettidae
Exons: 4
Coding region: 751-1647 (298 amino acids)
Source: RefSeq, a predicted model, not a curated record
UGGGUUUCCCCGCUGGGCGCACAGCUAGUCACUGCCACUAGUCAACCACUGCUCAGCAAGGCUUCCAAGCAUCGGCAUCGGCAAGCAACUAAACGCCGCUGUUGCAGGAUUAUGACUCGAGUUUUCCAUGAAAUCAGGAGCUUAUUAGGCCGUGGGCUGGGGCCUACAGCUAACUGCUCCGUAGUCUACUCGCUGGAGGUAAAUCAAGAGCCGCUGCAGGUUGACAUUCAAGGAUCUGAUUCUGACUCUGAAGCGCACCAGUGCACUUCAACAUUUUUGUCCGGAUCUCCACAUCGCACCUCCGGUAGCGCAGCUUCUUCCAUCACGAGCCGACGGACAUAAAUCCACCUGCCAGCACCUUCUCUACAAUAGUACCGGUAAACUCAGUUUCCGCCAUCGCUGCUGCUGUUGAACACGCUGAAGUAACCGGCAACGGCUGGCGCCUCUGUCAAAGGAGAGCUGUGCUACCGCCUUCACCUCGUAUUCGUAAUCAUUUGCCUGCACCAUCCCAAACUGCAAGGGUCAAGAGAUGCACACAGUGAUUUAUUUGCAAUCAUCUUCACAUUGCAAGCUUGACUCGUAUCGCUAUCAGCGCGCAGCGUGCAGAUAAGAAGGCGCGUUGCAACUGCAACUGCAACUGUAGGUGUUUCGGUCGAUGCAGAGUCGACAGACUGGACUUCAAGGCACUUCAAUUCAACCGACUGAUUCUGUGCGUUGCGUAAGAGCCAGCUAGUCACAGGGUUUGCCAGCAUGCCGGAGCGGUACGCACCUUUCUACUGCCCAGAAGGGCCACUGAACCCACCCCGGCGACCUCGACGACCACCUGCUCCGCCGAGCUUCAGUGCACUGCAUCGUCCAGCGUCAGUGAGCACAACACAAUAUCAUGUGUCACCCUCACCAAGUCAGCGCUCAGAAAGGGUGCCAACCAGUCUUGCACGCGAGUUGGACCGUCAAAGCGUUCUGCGGCGUAAUGAACUCCGCCGACCAGGAUUGACACCUUCAAGUCAUAGUACAGCAUUCAAUACUUGUGCUUGCUGCCUGUGUGUGGGAGCAGCAAUCCUUGCACCACUCCUCGUCCUGGGGUUUUACCUCGGUCCGCCGGGCCAAUGGGUGGCUGUUGGCAUUUCAUCUGCAAGUGUCCUUAUCGCCUGUCUGGUGGUAGUACUGCGAUUCUGUCGGAAGCGGAGGCAGAGAAUAGAGUUACAGGUGAACGUCACCGAUGCAUGUCCGUCUUACCAAGAAGAUCAAACCCAACAGCAGCAGCAGCAGCAACAGCUGCCACAGCCUCAGCCACAGCAGCAGCAGCAGUAUGCAAACUCAAUGUUGCACCAAAGUACGCUGGCAAAUCAAACUGCACGGUGUCACGUGGUACAUGGAAGCGAGCUUCCUCCUGCUUACAGUUCUACAGCGAGCGGUGGCACUGACCGUUUUGGGUAUCAAGGGAUACACAGCGGUACUGAGCUGGCACAUGCUGCAACGUACGGCAGUACUGGCUUAACUCCGCACCGGGGGGCUAGGCUUGAUGCAGAAAGCAUACCAGAACUACCACCUGCCUAUGAUGAUGCGCCACAGCCAGUUACCGAUUUAACCACAGCCUAUCUACCUACUCCUAACAGUUCUCCUUAUGCUCAAUCACCAGACAGCUAGAUACUUGUGACUGCACCGUGUCAUGGACAGUUUGAAAUCCGAUAGGAUGACCGGGGCCGGAACCCUUGGCCUUACUGCGUUUAGCCCGUACAAGCACUGUACAGUAGUCAGUAGUUCCCGUACCAUGACGCUGUAAAAAUUGACCAGCAGUGCUCGUGACUGCAAGGGCAGCGCCCCGUGGCCGCUUGACCUCUCAACAGGCUUCAAAGUCCGCCACAGUACUAAAUUAUAUUAUUUUUACUUGAGAGCAGGAUUUGCUGUGCUGUUGUAGCUCAGUGGGGGUUUUCCACUGCCAGUGAACACGUUGCAGGCCACCAGCAGUCUGCUGGAUGUCUACUUCUCAAGCGGCAUAUCCUUUUUUAUGUUCAGAGCCAUUGUCCGUGACAUGCUCGAGACCAAGCAUGUAUUUAUAAAUUGCUAUCCACUACGUAAUAUCAUAGACUCAUGUGAUACGAGUCUAAAGAUUUGAGAGAAAAAAAUGGACUCUUCUAUCUCAACUUGUGCCUGGUUCACGUUUUGCCAGUCUCAAAUUUCAUCAUCUCCGCCGGGCUCACCAUGCCCACUGUGAUACAUGUCCACACAUUCCAUAGCCGGAUACAUUGAGCCAUGUGUAAAUAAAUUCAGGACCGCCGGAAGCAGUUUUCAAUUAGUCCGGUAGUACUGUGGCCUUUCA